GCUCUGGGUGCGCUGAGCGUUGUGACACGUACAGCCUCUAAAAAGAGCACGCGGAGGACGCGGUUCUGCGAAGAGAGAGACUCAGAGCAACCUAGGAGGUGUAGUGCAGUUGACAUAGCAGAAGAUUCGGGGUGGGCGCUGAGGUUCCGGGAAAGGGCUGAAAAGAGCAUUCUCUUGGAACUUUGGCUUCCUCUUGCCUUUGUCUACGUUGGAAUCAAGAUCCUAUUUGAUUUGGGAGUUCCUGUCGUGGCGCAGCAGAAACGAAUCCGACUAGGAACCAUGAGGUUGUGGGUUUGAUCCCUGGCCUUGCUCAGUUGGAUCCGGAGCUUAAGGAUCUGGCAUUGGGAUUGUGACUAUGCCUUUUAACUGUGUAGCUGGAGUACAAGAAGUGUUUGUUUAAUGAAUGACCUAUCCAUUUAGCACCUACUUAGACCCUAAGGAUAACCCUGUGAAUUGUGUUGAUUUCAUCAUGCUGCGACGGAAACCAACCCGCCUGGAGCUGAAGCUUGAUGACAUUGAGGAGUUUGAGAGCAUUCGAAAGGACCUGGAGACCCGUAAGAAACAAAAAGAAGAUGUGGAUGUUGUAGGAGGCAGUGAUGGAGAAGGUGCCAUUGGGCUCAGCAGUGACCCCAAGAGCAGGGAACAAAUGAUCAAUGAUCGAAUUGGUUAUAAACCCCAACCCAAGCCCAACAAUCGUUCAUCUCAGUUUGGAAGUUUUGAAUUUUAGAGGUGGAUGAUCUCGCAUGCCAGAGCCCUGGGAUGGAGUCAAAUGAUGAAAGAUUUAACAGAAUGUUUUACCUCCUGCAGAGAGAAACACUUGUGCCUGCUUAACUUGCACUCUUAGCUGAAAUUCAAACUAUGGUUUGUAUCUGGAAAUUUACACUCUAUAAAACUUGUCUCACUUUUGUUUUUUGAAAUGCAUUUUUAGAAGUGUGCAACGUCCUUAAUGAAGUAUAAUAGCACUGUUGACUUGUUGUAUUGUUCUUCCCACCUUUAUUAAAAGACCGUAAGCACAGAA
This is a messenger RNA of Phacochoerus africanus (Common warthog), 1018 nucleotides long. It is a transcript of the gene CDC26, whose product is annotated as cell division cycle 26. The coding region runs from base 404 to 727 and encodes 107 amino acids. Lineage: Eukaryota; Metazoa; Chordata; Mammalia; Artiodactyla; Suidae. The record is from RefSeq and is a predicted model, not a curated record. Gene Ontology annotation, biological process: protein K11-linked ubiquitination; regulation of mitotic cell cycle; anaphase-promoting complex-dependent catabolic process. Gene Ontology annotation, cellular component: anaphase-promoting complex. The transcript has 5 exons.